This is a messenger RNA of Spodoptera littoralis (African cotton leafworm), 6153 nucleotides long. The record is from the annotation of a GenBank genome assembly. Lineage: Eukaryota; Metazoa; Arthropoda; Insecta; Lepidoptera; Noctuidae.
AUGGAGUGGGAAGGGCCGCCCAAGCAAGGCUUGUACGACCCACAGAACGAGCACGAGGCUUGCGGUGUUGGUUUUGUAGUUGCUAUCGACGGAAAACGUACCCAUAAAAUCGUCCGAGAUGCAGAGACGCUCGCAAAGCGCAUGGAGCACCGUGGCGCGUGCGCAUGCGACAACGAUACCGGUGACGGCGCGGGAGUGCUAACUGCUAUACCGCAUCAGUUCUACUGUGCUCAGCUCAGAGACACUCACCAGAUCGACUUGCCGCCCUUCGGUAGAUAUGCCACCGGCAUCUUCUUCCUGGACAAGCUCCACCAUCAGGAAAUUGAGAAGAAGUUCGGUGAACUGGCCGAGAGCCUUGGACUGACUGUACUAUGCUGGCGUACAGUCCCUACCAACAACUCCACCAUCGGUCAAGUGGCUCGUAAUUCGGAGCCAUAUAUGCGUCAAGUGUUUGUUACCGGAGAUACCGACGACGAACAACUAGCCAGACAGAUAUUCGUGCUCCGCAAGCGUGCGUCCCAUGAGCUGGUGGUGCCUGGAGCCAGGUUCUACAUCUGCAGUCUUGCACUCAAGACUGUCGUCUACAAGGGACUAUUGACCUCGCAGCAACUAUGGGAGUACUUCAAGGAUUUGAACAACCCAGCAUUCACUACCUACUUGGCGCUAGUACACACCAGAUUCUCCACGAAUACCUUCCCAAGCUGGGAGAGGGCACAUCCAUUGAGAGUCCUCGCUCACAAUGGCGAGAUCAAUACGUUGCGAGGUAACGUCAACCUGAUGAAGGCUCGCGAAGGUGUCAUGAAGAGCGAGAUCUUUGGCGAUGACCUCAAAAAGCUCUACCCAGUCGUGGAGCCAAAUCUCUCUGACUCCGGUUCAGCGGACUGUGUCCUCGAGUUCCUACUCCAUGCUGGCCAGCGGUCGCUGCCAGAAGCUGUAAUGACGAUGGUGCCCGAAGCCUGGCAGAAUGACGUCACUAUGCCUAAGGAAAAGAGGGACUAUUACCAGUGGGCCUCGUCUUGUAUGGAGCCUUGGGACGGACCUGCUCUUGUGUCUUUUACUGAUGGACGGUAUAUCGGCGCCAUCUUGGACAGAAACGGCCUGCGACCCUCCCGCUUUUACGUGACGAGCGAAAAUGUGCUGGUCAUGGCUUCCGAAGUCGGAGUCUAUGAUGUAGACCCUGACAAGGUCAUUCUCAAGAGUCGUCUAAAACCCGGCCGUAUGUUGUUGGUGGACACCGUUGAGAAGAAACUUGUACAGGAUGCUGAACUCAAGAUGGAGAUCGCACGAAGCCGACCUCAUUCCGAAUGGCUUAGGGACAAGAUAACAAUGGAAGACAUCCACAAAUCCGUGGCAUCAGACAACGGUACCGUAGUAUCGAAUGGUACGAACGGCCACGCCAAUGGAGUGAUCACAGGCCUCUCGGACAAGAGGCUUGGCUUGUUCGGAUACACUAUCGAGUCUAUCAACAUGUUGCUACUGCCUAUGAUACAGAACAAAAAAGAAGCUCUGGGCAGUAUGGGUAAUGAUGCCCCGUUGGCUUGCCUGUCCCAGUUCCAGCCAUUGCCGUAUGAAUACUUCAAGCAGCUAUUUGCUCAAGUCACCAACCCACCUAUUGAUCCGUUCAGGGAGAAGAUAGUAAUGUCCCUGCUAUGCCCCAUCGGGCCGGCGCCCAACAUCCUGCAGCCGAGCGCAGAGUUCGUGCACCGCCUGUUCCUGCCGCAGCCCAUACUGUCUCUGCCUGAUCUACAUGCCUUGAAACAUACUACGCAUCGAGGGUGGAAGACGAAGGUAAUCGACUGCACGUUCGAGUACAGUGCGGGCCCCGCGGGGCUGGAGCCGGCGCUGACACACAUCGCCAGCACCGCGCACGCCGCGGCCGCCGCCGGGUACCAGCUACUGGUGCUGUCCGACCGCGCCGCCGGCCCGCGCAGGCUGCCCGUCAGCACGCUGCUGGCGCUCGGAGCUGUCCACCACCACUUGAUUGAGACUCGUCAGCGUAUGAAGGUCGGCAUCAUACUGGAGACUGCGGAGGCGAGAGAAGUUCAUCACAUGUGUGUGCUACUUGGUUACGGUGCGGACGCGAUCUGCCCAUACCUAGCCUUCGAACUAGCAUUCGCUCUCCGCAACGACCAUAUUUUGGACCCUAAUCUAACUGACGAGGACAUCUACAAGGCUUAUCAAGGAGCCAUUGAAACUGGUCUGGCCAAGGUCAUGGCGAAGAUGGGCAUCAGUACUCUACAGUCAUACAAGAGUGCUCAGAUCUUUGAGGCUGUUGGACUAUGCGAGGAGGUCAUUGAUAAAUGCUUUAGAGGCACCCAGUCUAGGAUUGGUGGAGUCAACUUUGAGAUUCUGUCAAAGGAGAUAUUCGAUAGACAUGCCUUAACUUACGGAGAUGUUCAAGAUGCACUGGUUUUGAGGAACCCCGGUAACUACCACUGGCGCGCGGGAGGUGAGAAGCAUAUCAACGACCCAAUGUCCAUCGCUAAUUUGCAAGAAGCUGCACUUAACAAGAGCUCAUCGGCUUAUGAUAAGUACAGGGAGAGCGCUUUGGAGUCGAUAAGAGCAUGCACUCUACGUGGUCAACUGGAGCUCGUGAAACUGGAUGAGCCCAUCCCAUUGAGCGAAGUGGAACCCGCUUCUGAAAUCGUCAAGCGAUUUGCUACAGGUGCAAUGUCAUUCGGUUCCAUUUCUCUGGAAGCGCAUACUACACUGGCCAUUGCCAUGAACCGUAUCGGCGGUAAAUCUAACACUGGAGAAGGUGGAGAGAAUGCUGACAGAUAUCUUAACCAGGAUCCCGAUUUCAACAAGCGCUCAGCCAUCAAGCAAGUAGCGUCGGGUCGGUUCGGAGUGACCGCGUCGUACCUCGCUCACGCGGACGACUUGCAGAUCAAGAUGGCGCAGGGAGCUAAGCCUGGAGAAGGCGGGGAAUUGCCUGGCUACAAAGUCACAGAAGACAUAGCAAAGACCCGUUGUUCAGUACCAGGCGUAGGUCUAAUCUCCCCGCCUCCUCACCACGACAUCUACUCCAUCGAGGACCUGGCAGAGCUCAUCUACGACCUGAAGGCUGCCAACCCUCGAGCCAGGAUUUCUGUCAAACUUGUCUCUGAAGUUGGCGUUGGUGUUGUCGCUUCGGGAGUCGCUAAGGGUAAAGCCGAGCACAUAGUGAUCUCUGGCCACGACGGCGGUACUGGCGCCAGUUCAUGGACCGGCAUCAAGAGCGCCGGCCUGCCCUGGGAGCUGGGCGUCGCCGAGACACAUCAAGUACUCGUACUUAACGACUUGAGGUCUAGAGUGGUAGUCCAGGCUGACGGUCAGAUCAGAACAGGUUUCGACGUGAUGGUCGCCGCACUGCUCGGUGCUGACGAGUUCGGAUUCAGUACUGCACCACUUAUUGCACUCGGCUGCACGAUGAUGAGGAAGUGUCACCUGAACACAUGUCCCGUGGGUAUAGCGACACAGGAUCCAGUGCUGAGGAAGAAGUUCGCCGGGAAACCCGAACAUGUUGUCAACUAUUUAUUCAUGCUCGCUGAAGAGGUUCGUCAACACAUGGCAGAAGUAGGAGUCCGUCGGUUCCAAGACCUGAUCGGUCGCACCGACCUUCUGAAGGUCCGGGAGAACAACGAGAACCCUAAGGCCAGGAUGUUGAACCUCAGCCUUAUAUUGAAGAACGCGCUGCAUAUGAGACCCGGCGUCAAUAUUAUUGGAGGCUCUAAGUCUCAGGACUUCCAGUUAGAGAAGCGUCUGGACAACCAGUUGAUAGAGCAAUGCAGCAGUCUGUUUGAUGGCACUGCCGAACAUGUAGACAUCAACAUGAAGAUCACCAACGAGGACCGAGCCUUCACAUCCACGCUCUCAUACCAUAUCGCAAUGAAAUGGGGUGAUGAUGGUCUCCCGGAGGGCAAGACCCUGAACAUCUCUCUGACUGGCUCCGCCGGACAGAGCUUCUGUGCAUUCCUGUCCAAGGGCAUCACUGUUACACUCGAGGGAGAUGCUAACGACUAUGUCGGCAAGGGCCUGUCUGGUGGCACGGUUAUCAUCUACCCACCGAAGGCGUCGCCGUUCGAGUCCCACUUGAACGUAAUUGUCGGAAAUGUCUGUCUGUAUGGAGCUACAUGUGGACGGGCUUAUUUCAGAGGCAUAGCGUCGGAGCGUUUCUGCGUCCGCAACAGUGGGUGCGUGGCCGUGGUGGAGGGCGUGGGCGACCACGGCUGCGAGUACAUGACGGCCGGCGUCGCGCUCAUACUCGGACUCACCGGCAGGAACUUCGCCGCAGGGAUGAGCGGUGGUAUCGCGUACGUGUACGACAUCGACGGUUCAUUCUCCGGCAAGUGUAACCACGAGAUGGUGGAACUGUUGCCGCUGGAACUACAGGAUGAUCUCGACUACGUACAGCAACUGUUGAGGGAGUUCCACGAGUACACUGGCUCAUUAAUCGCAGAAGAAUUUCUAAAGACUUGGCCGGAACCUGCUAAGAAAUUCAUCAAGGUAUUCCCGUAUGAAUACCAGCGCGCUUUGAAGACGUUAGCCAUCAAACAGCCGAGCCAGCCUAAGGUAGAAGCCAAUGGAAAGGCGGAGAAUGGAGUCCUGGACAUUGAGGAGACUGUCAGAGAUGUGGAACUGGAGACUAAGAAUCUGGAGAAGAUUUUGGAUAAAACUAGGGGCUUCAUGAAAUACCCCCGCGAGACAACGAUGUACCGUCCGGCAGAGAAACGUUCCCGCGACUGGGACGAGAUCUACAACAGCGCGCACGUCCGGCGCGGGCUCCGGCCGCAGGCCGCGCGCUGCAUGGACUGCGGCGUGCCCUUCUGUCAGUCGCAGCAUGGCUGUCCGUUAGGGAACAUUAUUCCCAAGUGGAACGACCUCGUCUUCCGCGGGGACUGGAAGCAGGCACUCAGUCAGCUGCUGCAGACUAAUAACUUCCCAGAGUUCACGGGUCGCGUCUGCCCGGCGCCAUGCGAGGGCGCGUGUGUCCUCGGUAUCUCGGAGCCGGCCGUCACCAUCAAGAACAUCGAGUGCGCCAUCAUCGACCACGCCUUCGAGAGUGGAUGGGUGCAGCCUGAGAUCCCUACACACAGGAAUGGUAAGACAGUGGCUGUAGUAGGAUCAGGACCUGCGGGAUUGGCGUGCGCACACCAACUGAAUAAGGCGGGCUACACGGUGACAGUAUUCGAGCGCAACGACCGUCCGGGCGGCCUGCUCCAGUACGGCAUCCCCACCAUGAAGCUCAGCAAGGAAGUCGUCGCCAGGAGGGUCAAACUCAUGACCGCUGAAGGAAUCUCCUUCAAGUGCAACGUCGAUGUAGGACGGGACAUCUCUGCUAGUGACCUGGCUAAUGAAUACAACGCGCUAGUCCUCUGCAUGGGUGCGACGUGGCCGCGCGACUUGCCUCUAAAGGGUCGCCAGUUGAACGGCAUCCACUACGCGAUGGAGUUCCUGGAGAGCUGGCAGAAGAAACAAAUGGGAGCCACCCACCAUCAUCAGGCCAAGGACCAUCCUGAGUUGAAUGCUAAGGAUAAAGAUGUACUCGUUAUUGGAGGCGGUGACACUGGAUGUGACUGCAUAGCGACGUCGUUACGCCAGGGUGCCAAGAGUAUCACGACUUUCGAGAUCCUGCCGCAACCCAAACCGACCCGCGGACAGGACAACCCAUGGCCGCAGUGGCCACGAGUCUUCAGAGUGGACUAUGGCCACGAAGAAGUGAAGCUGAAGUUCGGCAACGACCCGAGGAAGUUCUCCACACUUACCAAAGAAUUCUUGGAUGAUGGUGAAGGCAAUGUAUGCGGUGUAUCAGCAGUAGAAGUAGAAUGGACGCGCGGCGCGGGCGGGCGCUGGGAGAUGAAGGAGAUCCCCGGCACCAACAAGGUCUACAAGGCAGACCUCGUACUGCUCGCCAUGGGCUUCCUCGGACCUGAACGAUAUGUCGCUAACCAACUUGACCUUCCCCUGGAUGCUCGAAGCAACGUUGAAACUGAGAAAUCGAACAUUUACAAGACACCAGUCAGUAACGUCUUCGCUGCUGGAGACUGUCGUCGUGGCCAAUCGCUAGUCGUGUGGGCGAUAGCGGAAGGCAGACAGGCGGCAAGAGCAGUGGACACAUACCUGUCCGGCAAGUCCAGUCUGCCCGGACCUGGCGGCGUCAUCUACGACCACUGA